AGGUUGUUUUAGCCAAUGGAUUCACUCUCACGGAUUCCUUGUAAGCAAACCUGCCGCUGUUUAUACUUAUAAACAUCUCCCUCUUGUUCCAUACCAAUUACCAAACCCUUUCUUUAUCAUUCAUCACACUUGCAUUGCACCUAUCCCCUUUAUAAAACCAUCUCUCACCACUUUCUUCUACACUCCCCACUCCCCACUCCCCACUCCCUCACUAAACCCGUAACAUUUCAGCACCAAACCCAAACCUUAGAUGCACUCCUACGCCUCUACUAGCACAAAACCUUGUUACUUGGAACAGGACCACGGUUUGGCUUCCUUAACAGACAUGGACGCUGGUCAUCGUGCCAACAGUUUUGUGUCAAGGUCCAUGACCAUGGGUUAUGCUACCUCUUACAACAGAACUAGUUUCAGGAACCUUUCUGUUUCCUCACCAAGAUCCACUAGAUUCUACGACGCGAGAUUCGAAGAUCACCACCCCCACUUCCUCCAAUCUUGCUUCCUAUGCCAAAAACCACUUGGUGACAAUAGAGACAUCUUCAUGUAUAGAGGGGACACGCCUUUCUGUAGCGAAGAGUGCAGGCAAGAGCAAAUAGAGAUAGACGAAGCCAAAGAGAAGAAUAGAAACCUUUCUUCAUCGAUGAAGGCUUUGAGGAGUAAGGAGCAAAGAAAAUCUGUGUCGCCAAACAAGGCCCAAAAUUACUCCUUUCGUACGGGGGCAGUUGCUGCGGCUUAGGUUGUUGACGGGUACAUAGGAUUCCUCGAAAGACAAGAGAGGAACGGAACUUAUGCAGUGUUCCCGGAAAAGGAAAAAGAAAAUAAAAAUUGUGACAUAAAAAGGAAAGUAACAAAGGGAAGUUGCGAGUUUUACUUUACUUUUAUAUUUCUUUCCAGGAACAAGGGUGAAGAGAGAAGGGAUGGGUACAGGGGAAUUUUGUGAAUGUAGCUGUAAAUGGUAUACGUAUUGAAAAGUGUGUUUGCUUCCAGUGGGAGAUCCUCUCUACCAAAUCACGAAAAUUCAUUUUUCGUGUUUUUGUUUUUCUCUUUCCUUUUGUAGAUUACUCUCCCUCGCUGAGUUAUGGUGGUUGUGCCAAUAUAGUUUCAGU
Messenger RNA from Abrus precatorius (Indian licorice), 1103 nucleotides. Its product is annotated as FCS-Like Zinc finger 2-like. The record is from RefSeq and is a predicted model, not a curated record. The transcript has 2 exons. Bases 251 to 733 code for a protein of 160 amino acids. Lineage: Eukaryota; Viridiplantae; Streptophyta; Magnoliopsida; Fabales; Fabaceae.